AGCUUUAUGAGCCUCAUUCACGGGCGACACAAGCAGUUUGAUACACAGAGGCGACACGUGGGACAUUCCUGGCACACCACGCAGAAAGUUGCGAAAAUCCAGGGCCCUGCGUUGCCAUAUACCACCGCUUUCACUUCGUUCUCGGUAGCAGUCGAGUAGAAGGACUGCGCAAAGACAACAAGAGAUAUCCAGAACAUUUGGUCACUCUCCAGGUCACUCCACCUCUGAUCGUUUGACCAAACAUUCCGGCUAAGGCGGGCGCUUCUCGAGGAGCGACGAUGUAUUGCCUGCACGUGGUCAUCCUGUCUUUAUCGGCGGCCGUAGCGCUCGCCGUUCCUGCGUGCGAACUCUCCGAGUCCCGCGACUACCGGCGCUACAUGUGUCGUGACUUUCGGACGGCCAGCGACUUCACCGAGCACGUUCGGCGAUAUCCGUCCACGAAGCCGACGUGGUUCUCGCUGCACGAGUCACAUCUUUCCGCGCUGCCUCCGUCGGCGUUCGCGGGACUCAACGUCACGGUCCUGGAGCUGAGGUCGGUCGAAGUGGGACGUUUCGACCCGGCCGAGACCGAGAACCCUUUCGCCGGUCUCGAGGACACCCUGCGCAGGCUCACGUUCAGCCUGGGCACCAUGCCGUCCUCGUGGUCUCUGCUGUCCGGCCUGCGGCGUCUGGAAGAACUGCAGAUCCUUCACUACGCGCGCCUGCGACUGACGCGCGACUUCAACUACCUGCCCAAAAGCCUUAAGACGCUGCUCAUCGCAGAUGUUACCUUCGAGUCCAUUGAGGGCGGAUGGAUCAGCGACCUGGUCAACCUGGAGCACCUAAUUUUCCGAAACACGGGCCUCGACAGCUUUAACAGGAACUGGCUACCUUCGCCGGCGCCUCGUUUUACCACCCUCGACUUGCCGACGAACAAGUUGACUUCUUUCCCGGUAGGACUUGGCGAUAAUCUGCCAGCUCUGAACUACGUCAAUGUGUUCAAGAACUUAAUCACGACGAUCAGGGAAGAAGACUUCGCACCCAUCAAGGACAAGGUGGCCGUCGUCGACAUGCUGUUUAACCCGGUGCACUGCAACUGCACCGUGUCCUUCAUCCUGGAUUACCCGUCGUCGUGGCAUUACUUUCUGUGCGCCAGUCCACGCGACCUGAAGGACACCUACGCCACCAACCUGCGGUACAAUCAGCUCAAAUGCGAGAGCAUUCCCUGACUGACUGCUGCUGGGUGUACAGUUCGUGACUACCUACAGCGCGGAUAAGCGCGGAGCCAGUGCGCUUCGGUGCGCGUUCACUUCCGAUUAAAAGUGUCUACGUCCGCCGACGAUCA
Dermacentor andersoni is the source of this 1324-nucleotide messenger RNA. RefSeq names its product toll-like receptor 9. The record is from RefSeq and is a predicted model, not a curated record. NCBI's taxonomy places the organism in Eukaryota, Metazoa, Arthropoda, Arachnida, Ixodida, Ixodidae.